Molecule: messenger RNA, 2076 nt
Organism: Pediculus humanus corporis (human body louse)
Lineage: Eukaryota; Metazoa; Arthropoda; Insecta; Psocodea; Pediculidae
Product: glucosamine-fructose-6-phosphate aminotransferase, putative
Exons: 10
Coding region: 1-2076 (691 amino acids)
Biological process (GO): fructose 6-phosphate metabolic process; carbohydrate derivative biosynthetic process; protein N-linked glycosylation
Molecular function (GO): carbohydrate derivative binding; L-glutamine:D-fructose-6-phosphate transaminase (isomerizing) activity
Source: RefSeq, a predicted model, not a curated record
AUGACAAACGAUGAUGAUAAUGAGAAUCGAAUUUUGUUUUCAGGUAUAUUCGCGUAUUUGAAUUACUUGACUCCGAAAUCUCGACGCGAAAUCCUCGAAAUAUUAGUCAAUGGAUUGAAAAGGUUAGAAUAUCGAGGAUACGAUUCCGCGGGAGUCGCAGUCGACAAAUCAUCCGGUAAAGAUGUGACGAUAAUAAAGCAAAGCGGAAAAGUUGCGGCUUUGGAAAACGCCAUCAAUGCCAGCGAUCUCGAUUUCGACGAAAUAAAUCGCGUGCACGUCGGAAUUGCUCACACGCGUUGGGCCACUCACGGAGCACCAUCCUCCGUCAAUUCUCAUCCUCAGAGAUCGGACGACGAUCAUCAAUUCGUCGUCGUUCACAACGGCAUCGUCACCAAUUACAAAGACGUCAAAACUUUCCUCAUGCAAAAAGGUUACAAAUUUGAAUCGGAAACGGAUACGGAAGUCAUUGCGAAAUUGGUUCAUCACAUUUACAUGCAAAAUGAAAAACUCAGCUUUCGGGAAUUGGUGGAACAAGUCAUUCAACAAUUGGAAGGUGCUUUUGCGUUGGCAUUCAAAAGCAAACACUUUCCCGGAGAAUGCGUCGCGACGAGACGAGGUUCUCCGCUUUUAGUAGGAAUCAAAGCCAAAACAAAACUCGCUACCGAUCACAUUCCCAUCCUAUACGGAAAAGAUCAUCGUCCGAGAAAUUCCAAUUCGAACACCAUGGGAGUCCCUCUCACAUUACCAAGAUCGGAUUCGACCGCCGAAUUUCAACCGAUCGAAGACAAAGAAGUUGAAUAUUUUUUCGCAUCCGAUGCUUCGGCCGUCAUCGAACACACCAACCGGGUGAUAUUUUUAGAAGAUGAUGAUGUGGCUGCCGUUAAGGAAGGAUCUCUAAGCAUUCACCGUUUGAAAAGAUCUUUGGAUGAUUCUCACGCGAGAGAAAUCACGACUCUCAAAAUGGAAAUCCAACAGAUAAUGAAAGGAAACUACAGUUCUUUCAUGCAAAAGGAAAUUUUCGAACAAUCCGAAUCCGUCGUGAACACGAUGAGAGGAAGAGUUAAUUUCGACACCAACACCGUCACGUUGGGAGGAAUAAAAGAUUACAUUCCGGAAAUAAAAAGGUGCAGGAGGCUCAUGAUGAUAGGUUGUGGGACUUCGUAUCACAGCGCCAUAGCGACGAGACAACUUUUGGAAGAGCUCACGGAAUUACCGGUCAUGGUGGAACUCGCAUCGGAUUUCCUCGAUAGAAACACUCCAGUUUUCAGAGAUGACGUUUGUUUUUUCAUCUCGCAAUCUGGUGAAACCGCGGAUACUUUGAUGGCUCUCCGUUUUUGCAAAUCCCGUGGAGCUCUCAUCAUAGGAAUAACGAACACGGUCGGUAGUUCCAUUUGUAGAGAAUCCCAUUGCGGGGUUCACAUAAACGCGGGCCCCGAAAUCGGUGUCGCAUCAACCAAAGCAUACACAUCACAGUUCAUAUCUUUGGUCAUGUUCGGUCUCGUCAUGAGCGAAGACAGGAUAUCAAUGCAGAAUAGGAGGAGAGAAAUCAUAAACGGAUUGAAGACAUUGGAUGAAAAAAUCCGCGAGGUUUUAUCUCUCGAUUCUCAGGUUUAUCACAUCGCAAAAGAUUUAUACCAGCAAAAAUCACUUCUCAUAAUGGGUCGAGGAUAUAAUUUUGCCACGUGUUUAGAAGGAGCUUUGAAAGUGAAAGAAUUGACUUACAUGCACAGCGAGGGAAUCAUGGCGGGUGAAUUGAAACACGGUCCUCUCGCACUUGUCGACAAAGCCAUGCCCGUCAUAAUGAUCGUCACGCGGGAUCCCGUUUACGUCAAGUGCAUGAACGCAUUGCAACAAGUCACGGCGAGAGACGGACGUCCGAUAUUGAUCUGCGAAAAAGACGAUGCGGAAACGGCGAGCAUGGGUUAUAAAACAUUGGAAAUCCCACACGUCGUCGAUUGUCUUCAGGGUAUUUUAACGGUUAUACCGAUGCAACUUCUUUCCUAUCACAUAGCCGUUCUCAAGGACUGCAACGUGGAUUGUCCGAGAAAUUUGGCCAAAUCCGUGACGGUGGAAUGA